Molecule: messenger RNA, 3096 nt
Organism: Lontra canadensis (Northern American river otter)
Lineage: Eukaryota; Metazoa; Chordata; Mammalia; Carnivora; Mustelidae
Gene: DSPP
Product: dentin sialophosphoprotein
Exons: 4
Coding region: 1-3096 (1031 amino acids)
Biological process (GO): dentinogenesis; odontoblast differentiation
Cellular component (GO): cytoplasm; nucleus
Molecular function (GO): collagen binding
Source: RefSeq, a predicted model, not a curated record
AUGAAGAUAAUUAUAUAUUUUUGCAUUUGGGCAGCAGCAUGGGCUAUUCCAGUUCCUCAAAUCAAGCCACUGGAGAGACAUGCUGUUGACAAAUCUACAAAUUUAAAUCUUCUGGAAAAAGCAAAAGUGCCAAUACAGGAUGAGUUAAAUGCCAAUGAUACCACUGAAGAAAGUGGUGACCCCCAUGAAAAUGAAAGAGGAAGGCAACAAUAUACUAGAGAUGGUUACAAAGAAGAAAGAAAUGGCUCUGAGUGGGUGGAAAUAGGAAGGAAAAGUUCUUCUACAGAUUCCAUGUUAGUAAAUGAUGAGGGGAAUAGUGUGGACCAAAAUGGGGUCACAGGAAAACCAGAAACAUAUGGUUAUGAUGGGAUACAUGGAAAAGAAGGUAGCACCACAGCAAAUGGCAUCAGGGGACAAGUAAGCAUCAUUGGCAAUGCUGGAAUAGCAAAUGGAAGCAAUAUUAAUAGAAAUGCUGAUAAGAAUUUAAACAAUGGAAGAGUUGUUGGAGAUGCAAGUCAGAGUGAGAAUGUCACUGUUGUCCAAGAAGAAGACCAUCAAAUAGGUAGAAGCAAUAACAGUACAGGCCAUGAGGAUGAAAUAAAUAGGAAUGCCUGUAGAAAUGAGGGUGAUACAAGUGAAAUAACACAUCAGAGAGAAAGUGAGGGAAAUGGGAAUCAGGAGGCAGAAGUAACACCAGGAAGAAGUGGAGCUGGCAAUGGAAAAGAUGCUGGCCUGGAUAAUUCUGAUGGGAGUCCUAGUGGAAAUGGAGCAGAGGAGGAUGAAGAAACAGGUUCUGGUGAUGAUGAAGGUGAAGAGACAGGGAAUGGAAAAGAGGGUACUGAUAACAGGAAGGGCCAAGAGGGUCAGCCUCAUGGAAAAGAUGACAAUGAUAACAGCUUAGGUCAAAAUUCAAUUAGUAGUGAAGAUGAUGACCCAGAAGACAAAGAAGAUCCCCAUGACAUCGAUGGAGACAACACCUCCAAGAGUGAGGAGGAUUCUGAUGGUAUUUCUAAAGACAAAGUUAGCCCAAUAAUAGAGGACAUGCAAAAGCCCAAUUACGAAGAAAACAAUGCUGUGGAAAAGAAAAUCACUGAUGAAUCAGAGCUAGGUGCUACUGGGAAGAGUCAAGAUCAGGGAAUAGAAAUGGAAGGUCCCAGUAGUGGCAACAGAAACAUUACCAAAGAAGCUGGGAAAGUCAGUGAAGAUAAAGAGAGUAAAAGACAACAAGGAAUGGUCAUGGGGAAAGGAAAUGUCAAGACACCAGGGGAGACUGACAACAUACAAGGGCUUAGUCAGAAAUCAGAACCUGGAAAUAAGGUUACACGCAGCAAAACAGGUAGUGAAAGUAAUAGUGAUGGAUAUGACAGUUACGAGUUUGAUGACAAAUCUAUGCAAGGAGAUGAUCCCAACAGUAGUGAUGACUCUAACAGCAAUGAUGAUGCUGAUUCUGAAGGUGACAAUGACAGCAAUAGUCAAGGAGACACUGGUUAUAACUCUGAUGAAUCAAAAGAUAAUGGCAAUGACAGUGACUCAAAUGGAGGAGGUGAUAAUGACAGUGAUAGCACAUCAGAUGCUAAUGAUAGUGACAGUAAUGGCAAUGGUAACAACAGGAGUGAUGCCAAUGGCAAAUCAGACAGCAGCAAAGAUAAAUCAGACAGUAGUGACAGCAGUGAUAGCAGCGACAGCAGUGACAGCAGUGACAGUAGUGACAGUAGUGACAGCAGUGACAGUAGUGACAGCAGUGACAGUAGCAACAGCAGUGACAGCAGUGACAGCAGUGACAGUAGUAACAGCAGUGACAGUAGCGAUAGUAGUGACAGCAGCGAUAGCAGUGACAGCAGCGAUAGCAGUGACAGCAGUGAUAGUGAUAGCAGUGACAGUAGCGAUAGCAGCAAUAGCAGUGACAGCAGUGACAGCAGUGAUAGUGACAGUAGUGACAGCAGUGACAGCAGCGACAGUAGUGACAGCAGCGACAGCAGUGACAGUAGCGACAGCAGUGACAGUAGCGACAGCAGCGACAGCAGUGACAGUAGCGACAGCAGCGAUAGCAGCGACAGCAGCGACAGCAGUGACAGCAGUGAUAGCAGCGACAGUAGCGAUAGUAGUGACAGCAGCGACAGCAGUGACAGUAGCGACAGCAGUGACAGCAGUGAUAGCAGUGACAGUAGUGACAGUAGUAACAGCAGUGACAGUAGCGAUAGUAGUGACAGCAGCGACAGCAGUGACAGCAGCGACAGCAGUGACAGCAAGUCAGACAGUAGUGACAGUAGUAACAGCAGUGAUAGUAGUGACAGCAGUGACAGUAAGUCAGAGAACAGUGACAGCAGUGACAGCAAGUCAGACAGUAGUGAAAGCAAUGAUAGCAGUGACAGCAGUGAUAGCAGCGACAGUAAAUCAGACAGUAGUGACAGUAGUGAUAGCAGUGACAGUAGUGACAGUAGUGAUAGCAGUGACAGCAGUGACAGUGACAGUAAAUCAGAUAGUAGUGAUAGCAGCAACAGCAAAUCAGAUAGUAGUGACAGCAGUGAUAGUGACAGCAGUGAUAGCAGCGACAGUAAAUCAGAAAGCAGUGACAGCAGCAAUAGCAAAUCAGAUAGUGACAGCCGUGAUAGCAGUGACAGUAGUGACAGUGACAGUAAAUCAGACAGCAGUGACAGCAGCAAUAGCAAAUCAGAUAGUAGUGACAGCAGUGACAGUGACAGCAGUGACAGCAGUGAAAGUGACAGCAGUGAUAGUGAUAGCAGUGACAGCAGCGACAGCGACAGCAGUGACAGCAGCGACAGCGACAGCAGUGACAGCAGCGACAGCAGCAAUGGUGACAGCAGUGACAGCAGUGAUAGCAACAGCAGUGACAGCAGCGACAGCAGCAAUGGUGACAGCAGCGACAGUGACAGCAGCGACAGCAGCGACAGUGACAGCAGUGACAGCAGCGACAGCAGUGACAGCAGCAACAGUGACAGCAAUGGCAGUAGUACUGGUACAUCUAACAGUAAUAAGAGUCACAGCAAGACCAAGUCCGGUAAUGGCAACAAUGGAAGUGACAGUGAGAGUGACAGUGAAGGCAGUGACAGCAAUCACUCAACCAGUGAUGAUUAG